UUCACUAGACCAGGGAUCAUGUCUCGCGUUUUGAAUUUAAAUGUCGGGAUCCUCGGUCAUGUGGAUUCAGGGAAGACGAGCGUUGCAAAGUCUUUGAGUACGAUUGCAAGCACCAGUGCUUUUGACAAAAACCCACAGAGCAAAAAGCGUGGUAUCACGCUGGAUUUAGGGUUUUCCUCAUUUUUCACGUUGGUUGAUUGUCCCGGGCACAGCUCUUUGAUACGCACGGUUCUUUGUGGUUCUCAGAUAAUUGAUCUUAUGUUACUCGUGGUGGACGUGACAAAAGGAUUUCAAACACAAACCGCAGAAUGCUUGGUCAUUGGUGAAAUAACUUGCGAACAAAUGAUUGUAGUCCUCAACAAGUGUGACUUAUUACCGGAGGAAACACGUGAACAGCAGAUUGAGAAGAUGAAAAAACGCGUUUCUAAAACCCUCGCGACUACCCGAUUUGCGGGUGCACCAAUUACUGCCAUAUCAGCUGCUCCGGGUGGCGCUCAGGUGAGGCUUGCAAGUAUUGAUCGCAUAUUUCUGCCACUUUACCAUUUUGGCGCAGUUUAUACGAGCUUGUGU
Messenger RNA from Echinostoma caproni, 570 nucleotides. The record is from the annotation of a GenBank genome assembly. Lineage: Eukaryota; Metazoa; Platyhelminthes; Trematoda; Plagiorchiida; Echinostomatidae.